GGGAUUGGACCACUGAAAGAACUAAAACCGAUUUGCAGCUUUUCACAUAACUCAAAGAGGAGAAGAUGAUAUAUAAUCUAUAUUAAUAUCCUUUUGUGUAUAUUUUUACUAUUCCAAUUGUUAUCAAUAAAUUUAACAUGUAUUACAUAAAUGCACACAUUUCUUCCAGUAUAAAAGUCUUAUUUAUUAAAGACUCUGUUUGAAUGACAAAUUAUAGCAAUUUAUCAUGAUUUAGCUGAAAGUAAUUCAAAUCAGAUUUACAUACAGACACAAAUACAUCACAAUCAAAGACGAAUGAUAUGGCUGCCACAGACAUCAACAUUCAAAACAGAAGUUACAAUUGCGGAGUUUGUCUGGCCAAAGAAAUAGUCCAUUUGCUGACCCAUCAGAGAGAUGUUGAUUUUAAAACAAACACUUUAUUGUCUCCUAUUGUUGGCCGUUAUUGGCAUGGACACUUGUACAGCGGUAAGAAUAACACAAAGGACUAUAUCGAAAGGUUUCCUAGUGCAAAGCAUAAUGAAAUUGUUAAAUAAAUUGGAAAAGAGCAACGAUUUAAAUGUCAAUAUACAAUUUACCGCCAUUUUAAGUGAAUUUUUAAUAAAACAAAAGCAACGUUAUUAUGAAUCGAAUCGUUAUGAGCAACAGGUUUAUUACAAAUUUUUACAAAAAUUAAAUCACAUCAUACGCCAAACAGAAGACGCAGAUUUUGAGAAUGUUCAUAAAACAAUUUUAGAUAAUAUAUUCCAGCGUAAUAUUAUGCUUAUACCGCCUGUUCUCAAACAGCGUCAUAUUGAUACACAUUUUGAAUAUAAAUCGCUUAUUAAAGACUAUGGCAAAUUGGUGGGUCUGGGUAAUCCCAAUAUAACUCAAUCCGAUGAAUGUUUGGCUACAAUUGCAGCCUUGAAUUCCAGUUGUCAAAUGCCUAGAGCAUGUAUUGAUCUGAUGAUCAGUGAUUUGCCUACAUAUGGUUAUCAGCGUAUGCAUCAAAUUUUACUUUUGUACGUUUUCAUGCAUCACAUAUGUGCACCAACGUUGGGCUCACAAACGGCUUAUGAAAUUUUGGCAAGUCAGAAAUGUACACAAGUUUAUCGUGAACAAAAUGUUCUACGUCAUCUUAAUAUACCAGAUGUUUACAGAGAUUUAUAUUUGGAGCAAAGGUUGCUAUUAAAGGCAACAGCUGAUAUUAAAGACAUUAUUGUUUUUGUAACUAGUUUUAAGAGUGAGAGAGUGGGUGGUGGUCUUAAAGGUGUACUUGAGGAAUGA
This is a messenger RNA of Lucilia cuprina (Australian sheep blowfly), 1263 nucleotides long. RefSeq lists its product as uncharacterized. Lineage: Eukaryota; Metazoa; Arthropoda; Insecta; Diptera; Calliphoridae. The transcript has 5 exons. The coding region runs from base 394 to 1263 and encodes 289 amino acids. The record is from RefSeq and is a predicted model, not a curated record. Gene Ontology annotation, cellular component: cytosol; membrane.